Molecule: messenger RNA, 1449 nt
Organism: Cetraspora pellucida
Lineage: Eukaryota; Fungi; Glomeromycota; Glomeromycetes; Diversisporales; Gigasporaceae
Source: the annotation of a GenBank genome assembly
AUGGCACCGACUAAACUUAAGAUCAAAGGCAAUAAAGCCUUUUCACUUUUAUCAACUAUCGAUAAUGAUGAAGAUUUAUCAAAAACUUGGCGCUUAAUGACAAAGGUCAAAGAUGCCUUAGAAUACGGAAUGCGUUUGGAAAAUUUAUCAUGGCGCCUUUGGUUUAUGCAUCAUCUUAUGGUUCAUGAUCAAAAAACUAGAAAUCAAUUUAAAAAAUUAUCAAGUGCAACUACUAAAAAAUUAGAAAUAGAAAAAGCUACUCAGCUUAAAGACUUACCUGUUCCAAGUUAUAGACCUAAAUCACAAGAUACUGUAACUGAGAAGAAAGGAAAGAAAAAGUCCACAAAAAAGCUGUCUACCCCCGUAAUGCAAUCAAAAAAGGAUGAUGAAAAUGUUGCCGCUGUAACUUCUAUUACUGAAUCUACAAUCGAAAUCGAUGAAAUGGGUCAUGAUGUUGGUCAUGAUGAUACUGAUGAAGUUCUUACAUCAAUGAAUGAUGGUGGAUCUCUUGACAUAUGGACCGAUGUACAUAAUCGUAAUUUGUAUUCUCUACGCCAAUACACUAGUGAUCAAGAUCCAUUUCAAGUUGUUUCUUUACCUAGUGUUUUCGAUCGUAUUAAUGCUCAAGCUAUAUUACAUCCUAAUCAUCAACCUAUAAUGCAACUUGACUUGGAUCAAAUGAUUGGUGUUUAUAAUAUAUCUCCUGAACCCUCAGAACCAAAUUCUCCUACUAUGGAGUGGUAUGAUAAUAACAUUUUACCUCCUGAUACAAUCACUCAACAAACAUCAAGCUUGCAAUUUCCAAUGUCUAGUUCUUUGAGCUCAGGAAUACAUGGAGCUGUUUACGUUCCAAGAACUACCGGCAGUUCUCCUGUUAAUACUGCCUCUAUUAACUCAAGUUUAAUAGCGUCAAUGAGUAAUUCUGUUAAUGGAUUAUCUAAUGACAAUAAUCUUUUGAACGGUGUUUCAAAUUCGGGUAUAAUAUAUAUGAAUCAAUAUACAUCAGAACAACCUACUUCUACUAAUUCUUCAAUAUCCUCCGGGCAUGGUACUUCAUCAAAAAUACCUUCAAUAUCUACAUCUACGUCAUCUUCGAUGGAUUCUUCAACUAUGGCAACUCGUACUCCUUCAUCUUUAACUUCUUCAGCUGAAAGUAAACCAAAGAAAGCUCAUUCUAAUGGUGAACAACAAUGUUUCAACUGUGGUGUAACUUCAACGCCUCUUUGGAGACGUUCCGCUAAUGAUGAACUUUUAUGUAAUGCGUGUGGUUUAUACCUUAAACUACAUAAAAUGGAUAGACCAAAAACUAUGAAACCUCAUAUAGUGCGGAAGGAUGCACGCGAUGAUGAAGCUGCCCAACCUGUGUGUUCAAAUUGUAGUACAAUGACUACACCUUUGUGGCGAAGAGACGAAGAAGGUCAAACGCUUUGUAAUGCUUGUGGUUUAUAG